Chaetomium strumarium is the source of this 1243-nucleotide messenger RNA. RefSeq lists its product as uncharacterized. The coding region runs from base 1 to 1179 and encodes 392 amino acids. The record is from RefSeq and is a predicted model, not a curated record. The transcript has 3 exons. NCBI's taxonomy places the organism in Eukaryota, Fungi, Ascomycota, Sordariomycetes, Sordariales, Chaetomiaceae.
AUGCAGAGCUUGACGUUGAAGAUGAUGCCACCAGGUCGAGAAGGGAGCUCCAGCAACAAGAUACAGCAGCUAGAAGCGUACCACGAGGCUGCACUGCAGGACAAGCGCUCGCCUUCACCACAGCGGCUGCUGACUGCUGGCCUGGCUGACUAUCUGAGCCUUGCCACGCCGUGUGCCCAGACGACAAACCGGAAGUCUACUAUCGGAUGGGCGGCGACUUCCACAGCCCCAGAUGAAUUCCAGCUCGACCUCCUUUGCAAAACUCUAGAUUCUGUUCUGCCUUUGACGGUUUAUCACUGUCCGACUGGUCUCGACGACGCGGCGUACGCCCUCAAUCCGAGCGAGCGGCGCCCUCGUCAUCCACAGACGACGCCAAAGCGGACCUUGGGCCACAGCAAGUCCCUCGCGAGUCAAAUUCGCGUAAAGAACAUCGCUAACCUCGCGUCGACCAUCGAGCGGCUGCUCAAUAGGACGAAGCGCGAGGUCGAGCACGAGUUUCGAUCGGCCGAAGCGGUCCCCGCAAGGAUCCUCCGCGUCAACAUCCGGGGGUACGGCAGCCCCGAAACGCUGGAUGCAUGGUUUGAGUUUGUGGACGAGUCCGACUUCUCCCGCCACGGAAACCCCGUAUGGGACCUGAUGAAGGUCUGCCGCGAGGCCUACGUCGAGGUCCGCCGAGCCCUGCCGGACAGGGCCCUCGUGGCGGUCCCCAAGCCGAAGAAGAAGGGGUUCGCCCUUGCGUGGCUUCCCGUCAGCCUCUCGAGGGAUCAGUUCUGCGUCCGCGACGUCCUGACCGUCGCAAAGUAUUUAUUCAAUUCCCUGGAAAGGGAGGGGAAUGACAUCGCGGUCGUGCCCCCUCUGCACACCAUCGCAGUGGAACCACAGCUGGUGGUCGGCGGCGGCGGCGGCAGCGGUCCUCAGGGCAUUGCCCUAGGAGACCAGAUCAUGUACACCGCCGCCUUCUUAGGGGCCCAGCGGGUAUACCUUCUCCGUUGGGAGCCCUACUAUAAGAACCAAUCCCCGCAAAGCCUUUCACCCUUGGCAAUGCUCGACAACAUUCCCAAUCUCGGACAGCAUCAACCGGAGGCUGUUCGCGCCCAUUACUCGCAUCUGUUGCAGGCGGCAGACAAAGCAGUAGAAGAGGAGGAGGAGGAGGAGGCGUGGGUCAUGGCAUUGUGGUAAGUAACCCCCGCCGUUUCCUUCUCAUAGAGGUUGUCCAGUAAGCACUCGGGCUGACGGCAUGCUU